Colletotrichum acutatum is the source of this 450-nucleotide messenger RNA. RefSeq lists its product as uncharacterized. NCBI's taxonomy places the organism in Eukaryota, Fungi, Ascomycota, Sordariomycetes, Glomerellales, Glomerellaceae. The record is from RefSeq and is a predicted model, not a curated record. The transcript has a single exon. The coding region runs from base 51 to 317 and encodes 88 amino acids.
GGGGGUUCAAAGUCACAUGAGAAGAAAAAGUGUGGAUUGGAUGGGAUGGAAUGGUACGCGGUGGGAUGCGGGUUGCAAUGAACAUGUGGUUGGUGAUUGCUGCUGCUGAUGAUGAUGAUGAGUUUGGUGGUUGGGGUUAUACAAGGGCCCUCCUCAGAGAGAACAUGAAGUCUCUGCCAAGCCAGGUGUGUGAGAGCAUGGUUUCUCCAAAACCCCCCAGCCUGGUUUUGCGGCGCCAGGAAACAUUGACUAGACAUAUCAGAGGUGGAACAGAUGAGUUUUACCCACCAACAGCCUACAGCCCACGGACUACGUAGAUGUACUGUGUAAGUCGGAAAAGACGUGUAAUCAAUCGACAAAAGGCAAGGGGGAUAAUUGGCUCCCGAGAUGCAGUGGUGCGUGCGUGUGUGGUUCAAAAGGCCUUUGGAUUUGGCUUUUUGGGGGGGAGAG